AAGGGCUCGGCUGCAAAACAAAGUGGUGUGGUGAUUUUGGAACUGGGCAAAAGUUGUCCAUGGCUCGACCUCCCCCCUGUGAGACAGCGCCGAGGGCUCCAGCCGCACAAGGGCGAUCCCUCCCCAGGACGUCCCGGUGGCUCAUCCGGUGGAGCAUGUGCCACUUGUCUGGGGCUGGGUCCUGAUCGCAGCGUCCUGGUUUUGGAUCCAAGCCUGGGCCUGUUGCUCCUUGUCGUCCCCUCUCCCUCCCCUGCCUUUCCUGCCUCUCUUCUGUGGCUAUCAGGAAUAUUCUGCUCAGCCACAUCAGACAAAUGUCUGUCUGCACCCUGCCAGAACGGAGCUACCUGUAUAGACACCAUGGAUGACUAUGCCUGCAUUUGUCCCAGAGAAGGGGUUCGAUAUAUGGGCAAAGACUGUGAUGAACUCUACGAUGCGUGCGCCUUUGCACCUUGUGAGGACUGCACUAGUACCCCGGGCACCACACAAUACCACUGCUUCUGCCCCGAUGGAUUAACAGGUGACAACUGUACAGAGGAGGUGGACGAGUGUGAGAGCAAUCCCUGCUCCAGGCCUCGGUCAGAGUGCAUAGACAAGCUGAACGGCUACUUUUGCAGAUGUCCUCCUGGGUACGGAGGACAGGACUGCCAGACGCACGUGACUGACUGCAUUGACCAGCCAUGCCAGAACGGCGGGACCUGUGUAUUGCUACCAGAGGGCUUUGAAUGCCAGUGUGCGUUGGGUUUCGAAGGGGACAGCUGCGAGGAGGAUGUGAACGAGUGUUCAUCGCACCCUUGUCAGAAUGGGGCUAUCUGUAUGGAUGGAGUGGCUGAGUUUCACUGCUUCUGUGUGCCUGGCUUUCAGGGCCACAACUGUGAAAUCGAUAUCAAUGAGUGCGCUUCACGGCCCUGUGAAAAUAACGGCACCUGCAUCAACGAGAAGGAUCGGUACGAGUGUGAAUGCCUGGUUGGGUUUGCAGGCGUGAACUGUGAAAUUGAGAUAGAUGAGUGCGAGUCUAACCCUUGCCACAAUGGAGCCACCUGCCAUGAUCUCAUUGGCAUGUACACCUGCGACUGUAUGCCCGGAUUUGAUGGCACCGACUGUGAAGUGGAUGUUGACGAGUGCGCCAGUGAGCCUUGCCAAAACGGAGCUUUCUGUCAUGACAGGGUCAACGGUUAUGAGUGUGAUUGCACGGAUACAGGAUUUGUGGGUGACCACUGCGAGGAGGACAUCCCUGAAUGUGCCUCUGAUCCUUGUCAACAUGGCGCCACCUGUCUAGAGGGAGUCAAGGAGUACAGCUGUCUCUGCUGGCCAGGUUACAAGGGAGAAAACUGUGAAAUUGACAUUGAUGAGUGUGCCGAGAUGCCCUGUGAGAAUGGAGGAGAGUGUUUUGAGCGUUCGGACCCCUCUCACUGGGAGCUGGAGUGGGAGCUCAGUUUUGCAGAUGCUGCUGGAUAUAUUUGCCAAUGUCAGCCUGGAUUUGCAGGAGAGAACUGCUCUGUCAACAUUGAUGAGUGUGAGUCUGAUCCCUGCCAGAAUGGUGGCACUUGUGAGGAUCAGAUUAAUGGCUACACAUGCACAUGCUCUGAUGGAUUUACAGGUGAGACUUGUGAGGUCAACAUUGAUGAAUGUGAGAGCCAGCCCUGUCAGAAUGGCGGCUGGUGCGAAGAUGGCGUGGCAUCCUACACCUGCCAUUGUCCUGAGGUGGAAGAAGGUGAACUUCCUUGGGGAGGUGACCACUGUGAUAUUAAACUCUAUGGCUGUGUGGAUCACGAAUGCCAGAACGGAGCCACCUGCCACCCGUGGCUGGAGGACGGAGAACAUGGCCACACUUGCUUGUGCCCUCACGGCUUCUACGACGAGCAGUGUUCCACACAGACGACGUUCUCCUUCUCCACCCCCGGGUUCAUUCACAUUCAAGUUGUUUUAGAAGAGCGGAGAAGGCGGGAAACCGAGCACCAAGUCCACCACGGGCCAGGGGUACAGCUACGCUUCAGGACAACAAUAUCAAAUAUGUUGCUCUUCUAUAGAGGCGAUGCAGACAACCACCUCUUGUUGGAGAUUGUGAGAGGUGGUCUCCAUGCAAAAGCCUUUUCUGAGGAGUCAGAACUGGAUGUGACAUUCCCCGGGCACGUUAAUGACGGAGACUGGUGGGAUGCACAUGUAUUCGUGGUCAAAGAGGGCCUGGUUUUGAUUUUGAAAGGUCCUGGCUGUGACAGGGAUGGAUGCAGAGUUACAGACGGUGGCCCAGAUGGACCACGUUUCCAGCCCUCUGAGGCUUUCACUGACGUCUAUGUGGGUGGAGCACCAGAGGGGCUUCUCGCCAACACUGUGAGCGCUGCAGGUUUCAUUGGGUGCAUGGAAGACCUGAUGAUAGACUCCAAGCCUAUCCUGCCCCAAGCUCUUCCAGGAGACCAAAACCAUGAGCUGGGCUGUAGUAAGACUGAAUGGUGCGAGCCUGAUCCCUGCUCUGGAAAUGGACACUGCGUGGACCUGUGGACCAGCUACCGCUGCGACUGCUCCCGUCCCUUCCAUGGUGACAGCUGCUCUGAAGAAUUCCCCUCAUGGACCUACAGCCACGAAGACACACUGAGCUUCAGUGCCUAUGAUGUCGGCAAGACCCACAGGAGCAACUUUAGCCUUUCUUUCUUUUUGAGGUCAUUAAAGCCAGAUGGCCUCCUCUUUCAGCUAAGAAGAUUCACAAAAGAGGAGGAGGGAGAGGUUUACUUCUCAGUGUACCUGGGAAUGGGGAGGCUGUUUGUCAGCUCUCUUCCCAGUGGUGCCCCUUUGACCGCGCCAAUUUUUGUCACCACCGGUGAGAAGCAGCUGCUACAGUUAGAGGUUCAACAUGGCCAGGUGAUCUUUCAGCAUGCUGGUCUUCGCUACAGGAUAGGAGAGAUCCCUGACGUGGAGGUGAACUCUGGGGAUUUAGCCUAUGUGGGAGGUCUUCCAGAAAACUGGGACUCUGAAGUGUGGGGCGGGCACUUCAAAGGCUGCCUGCAGGACCUUCGUUUGGACGCGGUGCAUCUGGAGGUGGACGCAUGGAGCAGCUCUGACGAGGACAAAGUGUAUUUACCAAGUGAUGCUGAAAACGUAAAGAUGGGCUGCAUCAGUGAUGACACUUGCAAGGUGGAGCCAUGUGAACACGGAGGACAGUGUACUAUCACCUUCAAUGAUUUCACUUGUUCUUGUCCGGAACAAUACACUGGAAAGACGUGUGAAACCCGCGUGUGGUGUGUCAGUGAUCCAUGUGUCAAUGGCGGCCAUUGUGUGGACCUUCCUGAUGGAUAUGAAUGUGUGUAUAAUGCCACUUUUGAGAACAACCCUGUGCGGUACAGUGCUGGAGGCAGCCUGGCCGGACCGGUGACGACCGUGUAUAUGGAGCUGCGGACUCGCUCAGAGAAUGCUGUGCUACUGCGGGCUGCUCAUGGCUCUGAUCUGCUCGUGGUGGGGCUGCUAGACUCUUCGGUUCGGGUGGAAAUCCACAUCGGCAACAGCGUCGAAGCCUUGGUCUUUAGUGGAGUCCGGCGAGUAGCUGAUGGGAGCUGGCAUCGUGUGACGAUCUCAAUGGCAGAGAAAGACAGCGAGGCCUCUCCUUGGGUGAUCACCGUUGAUGGAAUCACAGAUGCCAGCAGCAUGCCACAGGUCACUGGAAGCCUUCACUUUCUCAAUGAGAAGGGGGCUGUGUUGGCUAUUGCGGAAAGCUUCACGGGUUGCUUGGGUGCAGUGAGGGUUGGAGAUGUCCACCUUCCCUUUGUGGAUGACCAUAAGGCCCCGCAGCGUUCCCAGUUCCAUAUGGUUGGAAAGCGAAAGGUUAAAAUCGGUUGCACCAGCGCCCCUGUUUGUAAUUCGGAUCCCUGUCUAAAUGGAGCAACCUGUGUGGAUCUCUUUAAUAAAUUUGGCUGUGAGUGCAGCUCCGGCUGGGAGGGAGAACACUGCGAGACAGACACAGAUGAUUGUGCAUCUGGGCCCUGCGUUCAUGGCAGCUGUAAAGACUACUUGGCUGGCUUUGAGUGCCACUGCCACCCUGGAUACGCUGGCACACUCUGCAGUGAAGAUGUGGACGAGUGUGAGCAUCAUGCCUGCGAACAUGGAGGCACAUGUGAGGAUGGACUGAACAUGUACACCUGUAAAUGUCCCGCUGAGUAUAGUGGCCCACUAUGCCAGUGGGACUAUCCGCCAAUAGAGUGUGGUAAAGACGUUGAGUGUGCAAAUGAGGGCGUCUGCAAUGAUGGGCUGUGGGGAGCCAACUGCACCUGCAUGCCAGGGUUUGGUGGCAACAGGUGUGAGAUGGAAGUAGACGAGUGUGAAUCUAAUCCCUGUCGAAAUGGUGGUUCCUGUUUGGAUCGGUUCAAUAGCUUUGCGUGUAUAUGCCUGCCUGGCUACAGCGGCCCAAUUUGUGAUACAAAUAAACAAGCCCAAAAAGACAGGGUUCCUUGGCUCGUGGUGGCCAUCCCACUCAUCUGCUUCUGUGUGCUAAUACUGAUCAUCAGCUUGACCUUCAUGGUACUAACAGCAAGGAAGAAGCGCCAGUCAGAGGGCGCCUACAGCCCCAGUGCCCAGGAGCUGGCCGGAGCGCGCUUGGAGAUGGACAGCAUGCUGAAAGUCCCACCAGAGGAAAGGCUGAUCUGACAAAAAGGUUUUGAUGAUGAAAGGUUUGAUACCUUCUGAUAUCUGAGAUUCUCUGAGGUCUGAGCACUGCAGGCAAGUGCAGAAGACCCGCUGGGACUCUUUAGAGGUCUAAACUAUAGGAGGGAGAUGAAUGUCAUCUGUUGUAGGACACAGACCCCUCCUGGUGGGGACAAGUCACUGACCCAGCUGUGUUGUGUUGCAGUAGAUUUUUUAUUCAACUAAGGUGUAUUAAAGGACCAUACCAGUGAUUGUUCAGGUUUAUCAUAUCUACAAAAUAUAUCCACUUAAGAUUGCUGCCAAUCUUUUCCGAAAGCAAGCAGCCAUAUUUUAGAAUGCCCACAUCAUUUUUCCUCCUUUUUAUCCAGCCAUUGGUUUCCAUUCAUUCCACUAAGAUAUUUAUGAAUAGAGGGAUUUUGAUUAUAUGUACCCCUGCAUGAUUUGCAAAAUGGUUUGUAGCAAUGUAAAUUGUGGGUAAAUUGUAGUGAGUGGGCCAAACUUUCAAAAUCAGUGGUACGGUCCUUUAAGUGUAGCAUUAGAGAAAUAAAGUGUAUAGAGUUUGGAUGCUGAAAGCAAUCCACGGGAUGUGACUUAAGGCACGAUAUUGACUGGAGAACAUUAAUACCUGCAUGUGAAACAAUCAUUUUAGUGACAUUUGAUUGAUGUAAGAAAAGAGAGGUAUAUUUUAUCUUGUUUUUUUUUCUUAAAUACUUCCUCAGGAAUGGAUACAAAAAAGAGAAAAUAUUUUGUUAAUCCUUUACCCCAAGAUGCACUGUGGAAAGUGAGAAUGUAAAUGACUUUUCCUGGAAAUUAUGCCCAACGACUACUAUAAAUGAAGAAAAGAAUAAAUAUCACCAUAUGUGAGGCGCAGUGAGCCGCUGAACAAAAGGUUAAUGUUUCUCUUGCACUGGUGCCAAGUCUGCAUGUCUUGGAAAACAAAUGUUAAGGGCAGACUCAGUGAUGUCAUGCUCAGAAACAAAGUGUAGUACUCCAGAUAUAUGACAUACUAUGACAACAGCACGUAUGCCAUGUCAGUAGUAAAAGCCUCAUAGUUUGAUAUUCUCUGUGAGAGCUAUUUACCUAGCCUGAUUGCAGACCUAUGGUUCCUAUGGGUCUGCUGUUGCCAGUUCAAGUGUAGUUUCUCAGUUUCUUGGUUGAAAAACGACCCAGGGACAUACAGUAACUAACUAAAAUUAGUGCAACUUCUCUGAAUUCUUCCUCCAGAUGUUUUUCAUUGGCUUUUUGGCAAUAUGGAGCCUUUCCAUUUGUUAUGAGCCCCUUCACCAACAAAUUGCCUUGGUAUAAACGGUAAAAGUGUCAAUGCUAACUGACUUUUUUUUUUUUUGGUAGCUAAAGUCGCUAAGCUAGACUGAUUUGAAAAGGCCCUGUAAACUGGCUGAAGCAGCUACUGUGUCGACUGAAAACUACGAUUCGUCAAUCACUCAAAUUCAAAUCAGACAUUAGCUAAUCUGCAAUUUUUCAGACUGAAUAAUGGAGUGGAAACAGAGCCUGAAUAUCAAGCUACUCUUUGUUUUUGGGAAUGACAUCAGAGUCUAGCGUUAGGCCUUAUCAGGGACUGAAUACCCAGUACAAACUCAAACUCGACCUGAUGUUAGCCAUUUGUUUAAAAACUGUAUGAUUUAUGUAUUUUUUGGGUUGUUCUAUGUUUGUUUGUUUGUUUGUUUUGGUUUUGAUUUUUAUUGUACCUCACAUGCACAAAGGGAGUGUCUACCGAUGUUUGGUAUGACUUCUCGUGGCAUGUUCACAUUUGUUUACAAUCGAAGAUGAUAUUGUAAUAUCUGGACUUAUACAAAUCAAUGAGGGAAUUGUAGAUCGAGUCAUUUGUGAUUAACCCUGAUGACAACAAAGUGGUGCUGUAGAUACUCAAUUCUCAAUUCUUGUUGUUAGAUGUGCACGUGGUAGGCUUCAAGUACCUUCAAUGUGCAUGUAAAAAGACAUACUCCAUUAGUUACAUGGUUUAAACACUGUAGCAAAAUUAACAAAAGGAAUAAAAUCGUAAAAUUUAAUCUUAAACGAAAAAAGUGUUUAGUGUUACAACAAUAUCAUGUAAUAAAACUGUCAUGUAUCAUUUUUUAAGUAUUAAGGAAAAAACAUCUAAUCAUGUGUUGACUGCUUAUGACUAUUGUUAUAAAGAGAUUAGGUCUUUUUAGGGCAUUUCUUUCAAUAAUCAAUCAUAAAAAAAAGUCUACACUGUAUGAAGAGCUCUACAUCAUUUCAUGCCCUCUGCACAAAUGCUCUACAGUUUCUCUAGCAAAUUACAGUAUUUAGCAAAGUGUGUAUGUUUUCUACAUCAGACAGGAGGUAUGCAACAUAUAUACAGGAGAGAUUUUUUGUGCAUCGGCCACGUGUUUGGGUGACGUGCAAAAUAUUCAAAUUGUCUCUUUGUCUUCUAUUCCAUCUCACGCAUCUUCUUAAAAAGGGUGUCUGCCAUUUGUAUGUAGGCUACAUUCACAUUUAUCAUCUAUCUACCUAUAUACCUCUAUCCAUCCUGCAUAACAUCUCCAAAAAUAUUAUAUUAAUAAAAAAAUCUAAGGUAUUUUUUUUUUUAACAACAAUGAAUGUAGAUCUAUUCAUCUCCACAAAGUACCUUAAAGUUUUGCUUUAGUGCAUCUUAACUACAGCUCAUAUCAGUUUCACUGGGCCUGCAUUCAGAAUACAAAUUGAAUGCCUGCCUUAUAUAUUCAACUAACUGGAAGAUUUACUCAUUACCCCACAAAGAAAUGACUUGACUUUUAUGUUUUUCCCCUCUUGGUAUUAGAUGGGCCUGUUCUUGGUUUAUUUAUUGAUUUUUAUGACUUUAUACCCAGGGUAGUUUUGCUGACCAUGGAUGCUCUUUUUCAGCAAAGCCUUGCUUCACACUCACACACAUAUUGGGAUAUUAUAGAUGGCGGGAUGCCCCAGUUAUUUAUGGAGCUGUCCUCUAACCAGAGGUGGUGGCUGUGAUCCCUUGUGUGGCCUUACCUACCUUUGAGCCAGGAACAAAAACACAAGUAGCCUGCACCAACCAGAGGGAGGAAGUGAAAUCCUACAUUGUGAGAUUGUACUGGCAAUGUGAUUUUAGCAGGAUACAGCAAUAACAUCUCAAAAUAUGGAAAAAAAAUAAAAAUAAAAUAAAACUCUUGGACAAUGUAAUGAGAUUACAUUGCAAUGUUAAUAACUGACUGUUGUAUCGUAAAAGGUGUAACAUAUUUACUGAUGAUGUUAUAAUACUAACAGUGUAACUCUAUGGAACAGGGCGUGCUUCAAUAAAUGAUCCUCGGCC
Messenger RNA from Myripristis murdjan (pinecone soldierfish), 7909 nucleotides. It is a transcript of the gene crb2a, whose product is annotated as crumbs cell polarity complex component 2a. Gene Ontology annotation, biological process: Notch signaling pathway. Gene Ontology annotation, molecular function: Notch binding; calcium ion binding. Bases 358 to 4629 code for a protein of 1423 amino acids. Lineage: Eukaryota; Metazoa; Chordata; Actinopteri; Holocentriformes; Holocentridae. The record is from RefSeq and is a predicted model, not a curated record. The transcript has 14 exons.